Molecule: messenger RNA, 833 nt
Organism: Momordica charantia (bitter melon)
Lineage: Eukaryota; Viridiplantae; Streptophyta; Magnoliopsida; Cucurbitales; Cucurbitaceae
Product: transcription factor IBH1-like 1
Biological process (GO): regulation of DNA-templated transcription
Source: RefSeq, a predicted model, not a curated record
CCCCUUCUUCCUCUUCACACGCCCUUCGUCCAUCUCUCUCUCGCGGCCAUGGAGAGAACUCUAAUUCAGAGACUGAAACUCGCCAUUCAGGGGAAACCGAGAACCGCGCCUCGCCAUAAAUCCCUAAUGCUCAACACAUUGCACAAAUCUUCUCCCGCCUCUUUCCGCCGGAGCCGGACGCAUCGCGACGCCCACCGCCGGAUCGGGAGGAAAUCGAGCCGCAUUGCGAAGACGAUUCGGCAGAAGGAGAGGCGAAACGGCGGCGUUUCCACCUCCGAGGAAGCCGAUGAGAAGGAGGCGGUGGAGCGGAAGAUUCGCGCGCUGCAGAGCAUUGUGCCUGGAGGGGAAUCGCUCGGCGUCGACAAGCUAUUUGAACAGACGGCUGAGUAUAUAAUGAAUUUGCAGCAUCAGGUGAAGGCCAUGAGAGCCCUCUCGAGCUUUUUCGAGACGUUGGAGAAGGAGAAAAGCAAGUGUGGAGGUUGAAGUUGCUUUUGAUUUUGAUUUUUUUUUUUUCCUUUUUUCUCUUCAUUAAGUUUAUUUUUUCUUUUUCCAAGUGAGGAAAGAUCAAGCGUUUGAUUCUCAGUCGCUCCAUCGUUUCCUCUGGGAUCAGGAUUUUGAAUCCUUUUCCUCUUUAUCUUCAUCUUCAUCUUUUAUACCACUUGCUGGUAAAUCUCUGUAGCUUUUGAAUGAAUAGAAAAUCAAAGUCGAUAUGGAUAGGGAUGACAGAUUAGGGUGAUAUUUCAACAAUGUGUUUAUGCUGUUUGAUAUUUCUGGGUAGAGCAUAUGUUUUCAAAUAUGAAGUUUGAAGAUUCGAACGGGACGUAAAUUUUUAA